AUAUCUGACGUAAAGUAACCAAACACAACACUCCAAUUUUUCAUUAUCAUGUUAGAAUUUUACGAAAGGUAUUAAGUAAUCACUAAAAUCUAACCCAAGCGAAUAAAGAAGCUACAAAAAUGGAUGUUUUCUUAAUGAUCCGAAGAAAAAAGCUCACCAUAUUCACGGACGCCAAGGACACAACGACUGUAUUAGAACUGAAACGUAUCAUUGAAGGCAUUUUAAAGGUUGCUACAAAAAAUCAACAACUUUAUAAUAAAGAUAAUGUUGUAAUGGAGGAUGAUAAGAUGUUACAAGAGUACGGGUUAACUUCAACGACUGCAAAAGCUCAGAGUCCGGCUACGAUUGGUUUGGCGGUUCGCGAUGAUGAUGGACCUUACGAGCAUUUGGAAUUGACGCCAUAUUCAGCCCCACCUGAUCUACCAGAUGUGAUGAAAUCCCAGGAGAGUAACGGACAGGAACAAUCUGCUUAAAAAAUUGAUGAAAACGUAAAAGAGAUUUAAAAAUAAGCAGCACUUUGCUCGCAUAUUCUACCAUGACGUUAAUUUAUUUAGUUUUUUUUUGUUUUAGGUAAAAUCUUUCACUUUCAAUACUUCCCCUUUUAAAGAUGUAGAAUAAACACUACAUUUUUGUUUUGUUUAAUUUUAAUAUUGCUUAUAAUCAUAAAUCUAAU
Onthophagus taurus is the source of this 673-nucleotide messenger RNA. RefSeq names its product transcription elongation factor elongin B (gene EloB). Gene Ontology annotation, molecular function: protein binding. The record is from RefSeq and is a predicted model, not a curated record. NCBI's taxonomy places the organism in Eukaryota, Metazoa, Arthropoda, Insecta, Coleoptera, Scarabaeidae. Gene Ontology annotation, cellular component: elongin complex; VCB complex. Gene Ontology annotation, biological process: transcription elongation by RNA polymerase II.